AUAAAUGUACAUUUGCCGGCAGACACGAGGCUUUUAGUGACGACUUGACGAAACGCGCCGACCGUGUGCUGCGUCUUCUUCGAUGUGUUGAGAUUCCUCAAGAAGGUGUCAAGAAGAUAAUUUUCGAAAUCGAUUCGGGACCGACUAAUGAUCUUUGGUUAUUAACGUUCACCCUAAGGUAUUGAAUACAGAUAAUGGAACUUGUACGAUGGCCACGGUUCACUACUGUUAUGUCGUCUACGACGCUAUUUCUCUUUCUCUUAUCCUUCGUAAGCGCACAAUUGGAUCUACCGGGUUUGCGUGAGUCGAAUGACGACGGAUUUGGGCGACAACUUCCUUCAAACGAGCUGGACUACCGAAACAUUUUAGCGAGAUUGGAUUUUCUCGGUGCUGAACGAUGCAGUGCAAACGUAGCUGCUCAGUGGGGCUAUGAAACCGACGUCAACGAAUAUACGCAAUUGCAAGCACUCGAAGCCCAGCAACUGUACGCUGAUUUUCAAAAUCAAGCUUGGCAGUUGAUUUCUAGAAUUGAUAGCAACAAUAUAAUGGAUCCAAUAAUAAGACGUCGUCUAAGAUACCUCUCUGUGGUUGGCCCAUCGGCUCUUCCUUUAGACCAAUUAGACAGAUAUAAUCGAAUAAUCAACGAUAUGCUUGCAAUUUACAAUGGAGCGACCAUAUGCGCGUACAACGAUCCGUUUAACUGUGGGCUUCGUUUAUACCCAGAUAUCGCUGGAAUCAUGGCGAAAAGUCGAAAUUGGGAUGAAUUGCAAUACGUGUGGACGGAAUGGAGAAGACGUAGCGGUGCUCCGAUGAGAGAUCUUUAUCAGCAAUUAGUAACAUUAAACAACGAAGCAGCCAAAUUGAACAAUUUCUCGGAUGCUGCACAAUAUUGGAUGUUCCCUUAUGAAUCUGUCGACUUUCAACAAGAAAUUGAAAAUGUAUGGGAAAUUAUUAGACCACUUUAUGAGGAACUUCACGCCUACGUUAGAAAAAAGUUGAGAGAUUUGUAUGGACCUGAAAAAAUCAGUGGACACGCUCCACUUCCCUCUCACGUAUUAGGAAAUGUAUGGGCUCAGUCAUGGAUAAACAUCCAAGACAUAACAAUUCCUUAUCCUGGCAAAAAUUAUUUAGAUGUUACACCAGAAAUGCAAGCACAGGGUUACACGCCGAUAGAUAUGUUCCGAAUCGGUGAGGAAUUCUACUUAUCCUUAAACCUGAGCGCUAUGCCCCCAGAAUUCUGGGCAGGCAGCGUUAUCGUCGAUCCCGGUAAUCGUCCCUUGAUUUGUCAAGCCUCGGCAUGGGAUUUCUGCAAUCGUCUGGAUUACAGAAUCAAGAUGUGUACGAAAGUCACCAUGAAAGAUCUCAUCACCGUGCAUCACGAGAUGGCUCACAUUCAGUACUUUUUACGAUACAGUGGACUUCCUCGUGAAUUUCGAGACGGUGCUAAUCCAGGCUUCCACGAAGCUAUCGGUGAAGCCGUGGCCCUGAGUGUAGCUACGCCGCGUCAUCUUCAGACUUUGGGAUUAGCAAACAAGUACAUCGAUGAGCCUGCAGCCGAUAUUAAUUAUCUCUUCUCCUUGGCCAUGGAAAAAUUGGUCCUUCUUCCGUUCAGCCUCGCCGUGGACAAAUGGCGAUGGGACAUUUUCCGUGGCUACAUUAACCGAGAAGAGUAUAAUUGUCACUGGCACAGAUUGAAGGAACAGUAUAGCGGCGUGAAACCACCUGUCCUCAGAUCCGAAGAUGAUUUCGAUCCUGGUGCAAAGUAUCACAUUCCCGCUAAUAUUCCAUAUAUUCGAAAUUUCGUGGCUGGAAUCCUUCAGUUCCAAAUUUACCGUGCUCUAUGUCAAGCUGCGGGUCAAAGAUUCCCCGAAGAUCCACGAAGACCACUGCAUAAGUGUGAUUUUUAUAGGAGUCCCGAAGCUGGAAGACUUCUCGGAAACUUGAUGGAAAAGGGUUCGUCGAUGCCAUGGCAAGAAACACUCGAACAAGCGAUCGGAGAAUACAGAUUGGACGGAUCCGCUUUAAGAGAAUAUUUCAGACCACUCGAAGACUGGUUGAGAACAGAGAAUCUGAGGUCCGGUGAGGUUGUUGGUUGGUCUUACGAUGGCGAUUACUGCAAACGUAGUAUAGAAACAGCCGGACUACAAGUUUACGGAAGUGGCUAUUACAACUCUGCAUUUUCAAUGUUCGAAACGUCUCGGAUACUCGGAACAACGAUCAUUCUUUUAAUUGCGAUAUUCCUCAAUUAAAAGAAAUCGACGAAUUCUACAAACAUGUGAACUACGAACAUUACAAAAAAUGGAUAAGUAUAUGCCUAAGAACUAUAAAGUGAGAAAAAAGAAGUUGAAAUCAAAAGAUUCGUUCAAAGGGUCCAGUGUAAAAGAAAUGUUAAUUUCGUUGAUCAUUAAGUUUAAUAUUUCUUUAACGAAUACUCGAUGGAAAGAAAUAGAAAUACUUAAUUCUUUGAUAUAACGUAUGUGAACUUAUGUAUGUUUGUGUGUAUCACGCGAGGAUAUAAGUCUUACAAAUUGCGUUCCACGCUCAUCCGUAAUCAAUGUCUGUAAUCAUUUGUAAUCAGCACUUUUCAUUAUCUUGAUUUAAGUGUUGAUAAAACAUGAAUAAAGUUAUCGACUUUCUCAUAA
Vespula pensylvanica (western yellowjacket) is the source of this 2642-nucleotide messenger RNA. It is a transcript of the gene Ance-3, whose product is annotated as angiotensin-converting enzyme. The record is from RefSeq and is a predicted model, not a curated record. Gene Ontology annotation, biological process: proteolysis. Gene Ontology annotation, cellular component: plasma membrane. NCBI's taxonomy places the organism in Eukaryota, Metazoa, Arthropoda, Insecta, Hymenoptera, Vespidae. Gene Ontology annotation, molecular function: metallopeptidase activity; peptidyl-dipeptidase activity. The coding region runs from base 195 to 2249 and encodes 684 amino acids. The transcript has 12 exons.